UCUUCAUCCCCCACCCUAAAACUCAACUACUCAUCCUCUAGCUCUCAGCUGCUACGAUCGAUCGCCAUUGCUAGCUAGCUCUAGCUCAGAGCACGUAGAAACACUUGCCAUGGCGGCGGCGCAGCAGCAGCAGCAGAAGGAGGGGGGCGCGAGGCGCACGAGGGAGGAGGUGCCGGCGGUGGGGAGGGUGGCGAUCAUCGGCGGCGGGAUCAGCGGGCUGGCGGCGGCGAAGCAGCUGGCGGCGCACGACCCGGUGGUGUUCGAGGCGACGCCGCACAUCGGCGGGGUGUGGAAGCACUGCGCGUACCGGUCGACGCGGCUGCAGACGCCGCGGCCGGACUACGAGUUCUCCGACAUGGCGUGGCCCAACCGCGACGACCCCUCGUUCCCCACCCACGUCGAGAUCGUCGACUACCUCGAGGACUACGCCGACAGGUUCGGCCUCUGGCGCUACAUCGCGCUCCGCUCCAAGGUCGUCGGCGUCAAGUUCCUCGGCGGCCCCUCCGCCGGAUUCACCGAGCUCUGGAGCGGCUCCGGCGAGCCCCUCCAGGGCAAGCCCAUGUGGGAGCUCGCCGUCUCCUCCACCGACGACCCCGACUCCGACGACGUCCAGUUGUACAAGUUCGAGUUCGUGGUGAUGUGCACGGGGAAGUACGGCGACGUGGCGAGGAUGCCGGUGUUCCCGCCGGGGAAGGGACCGGAGGUGUUCAAGGGGAAGGUGAUGCAUUCGCUGGACUACUGCAAGCUCAACGAGCAGGAGACCGUCGAGCUCAUGAGAGGCAAGAAGGUCGUCGUCGUUGGCUACAAGAAGAGUGCUAUUGAUCUAGCCCUUGAAUGCGCCGAGGCCAACCAAGGUGAGGGAGGGCAGCCGUGCACGAUGCUGGUGAGGACCCUGCAUUGGGUGGUGCCAUCCUACUCAAUCUGGGGCUUGCCCUUCUUCCUCUUCUACUCCACUCGCUUCUCCCAGCUCUUCUACGAGAGGCCCAACCAGGGCAUCUUCAGAUCACUCCUCUGCCGCCUCAUGACCCCAUUGAAGGCUGGGGUGUCCAAGUUCAUCGAGUCGUACCUGUCAUGGAAGCUUCCACUGAGCAGGUACGGGUUGAGGCCGGAUCACCCGUUCGUGGAGGACUACGCGAGCUGCCAGAUGGCCAUCCUGCCGGACGGCUUCUUCGACAUGGCCGACCGCGACCUGAUCCGUUUCCGGCGCUCCGCCGGCGGCUGGUGCUUCUCCGAGAACGGCGUCGUCCUCGACGACGGCACCCACGUCGACGCCGACCUCGUCUUCCUCGCCACCGGCUUCGAGGGCAAGGACAAGCUCCGCUCCGUCCUCCCCGAGCCCUUCCGCGGCCUCGUCGUCAACAAAUCCUCCAUGAUGCCCCUCUACCGGGGGACGAUACAUCCGCUGAUACCGAACAUGGCGUUCGUGGGGUACGUGGAGAGCGUGUCGAACCUGCACACGUCGGAGCUGAGGUGCAGGUGGCUGGCGGGGCUGCUGGGGGGGAGGUUCGCGCUGCCGGCGGUGGAGGAGAUGGUGAGGCACGUCGACGGCGAGACGGAGGCGAUGCGGCGGACGACGCGGUUCUACCGCCGCCACUGCAUCUCCACCUACAGCAUCCACGACAGCGACGCCAUGUGCGCCGACCUCGGCUCCCGCGUCCACCGCAAGUCCAACUUCCUCGCCGAGCUCUUCGCCCCCUACAACAACCAGGACUACAAGGAAGAGUAGCCAAUCCUGGCCGUCCAUCCUUCCCGUACACCGAAUCAAGAUACCGUUAAUUCAGUCGUAUAAAAUGAUAUAAUAAGAUUCGUUAUUUGUUUAUAAAAGUAAUUAAGUUAAUUGAUUAUUAAGGGCUGAUUAAUUAAUUGUUAGUUAAUAAUAAUGGAGGACUAGCUUAGGUCGUGUUCAUGUGUCAUGUGAACUGGGGAAUUGAUUUGGUGAGGACUCGAACUACGAUCUGGUCUCGGCCGCGACCGGGAGAGGAAUCAAAUCAUAUCCAAGAACGGGACCAUGUAAGUUAGGUCCGUAUGUACGAUCUGUACGAUCGAUGUGUGCAUGAUCAAAGGUGGUUUUUCCAAACCUCUUAAUUUGUAAUCAUUCUUUUUUGUCUGAUGAUGAAAUUCAAUAAAAUUCAUUUAUUGUCUGAAAUCGUA
Molecule: messenger RNA, 2151 nt
Organism: Oryza sativa Japonica Group (Japanese rice)
Lineage: Eukaryota; Viridiplantae; Streptophyta; Magnoliopsida; Poales; Poaceae
Product: probable flavin-containing monooxygenase 1
Molecular function (GO): NADP binding; flavin adenine dinucleotide binding; N,N-dimethylaniline monooxygenase activity
Source: RefSeq, a predicted model, not a curated record